AUCGGACAUUGCGAAUCGGAACACCACCGGAAACAGAGGGAUACAACGAAGAUUUUGUUUUGGUGAAUGUUACAGAGAGCUGAAAAACACACAGUUUUAACAUUUAUUUAUCGCGGAUUUUUUUAAAUACUGGCGCUGAAGUUAUGAAGCCAGCAGUUGAUGAAAUGUUUCCUGAGGGAGCUGGUCCGUAUGUGGACCUGGAUGAGGCAGGGGGCAGCACUGGACUGCUGAUGGAUCUGGCCGCCAAUGAGAAGGCAGUGCACUCAGACUUUUUCAAUGACUUUGAAGAUCUAUUUGAUGACGAUGAUAUUCAGUGAUGAAGAGGACGAGUAGAACGGAUUUCUCCACUGUAUAAAAUGUUCAUUUUUGUACAUUUAAGUGUUUUUUUCUCUACUUUAAGAGUGAUAUUGCAUUAACUCUUCAGUUCAUUAAUAAACUUUUGUGCAAUACAAAGUC
This is a messenger RNA of Ctenopharyngodon idella (grass carp), 456 nucleotides long. It is a transcript of the gene cops9, whose product is annotated as COP9 signalosome subunit 9. The coding region runs from base 144 to 317 and encodes 57 amino acids. The record is from RefSeq and is a predicted model, not a curated record. Lineage: Eukaryota; Metazoa; Chordata; Actinopteri; Cypriniformes; Xenocyprididae. The transcript is spliced from 3 exons. Gene Ontology annotation, biological process: negative regulation of protein neddylation.